This is a messenger RNA of Carya illinoinensis, 3143 nucleotides long. RefSeq names its product auxin response factor 2A-like. The record is from RefSeq and is a predicted model, not a curated record. Gene Ontology annotation, molecular function: DNA binding; protein binding. Lineage: Eukaryota; Viridiplantae; Streptophyta; Magnoliopsida; Fagales; Juglandaceae. Gene Ontology annotation, biological process: regulation of DNA-templated transcription; response to hormone. Gene Ontology annotation, cellular component: nucleus. The coding region runs from base 410 to 2758 and encodes 782 amino acids. The transcript has 14 exons.
UUAAAAAAAACAUAGAGAGAGAGAGAGAGUCACACUGGCUCGAGGAAAACGAAAAGAGCGUGAAUAAAGGUGUGGUGCUCUCCACAGACGUACGAUUAGUAAUGGCAGCGAGCAGUGAUGCCUCAGAGACGGUCUCAGAGGAGUCAGAGAAAAAGGAGGCAGACGAUGAGAGGCCAAAGACAUCGCUAGAAAAGCGGGUUCAUGAAUCGAGGAAAUGAUGUGGUUUUCUCCUGCAGAGUGACACCUACGCUUCUUUAGUUUGCCCCUAAUAUACAGUCUUGCUUCUUUUAUUAUUGGCGUUGUUGUAGUUGUUGUUACCUAUCGAGUUGAGUUUUGAGUGUUUUGGAUGGUGAUGAUCUUCAAUCCGUUGAGGUGGGGAAGAGGUUCGUGUUGAGAAUUUAUCUGAGAAAUGGCGUCUUCGAGUUUUCCUGUAACCGAUUCUGAGGAGGAUGCACUAUACAAGGAGUUGUGGCAUGCAUGUGCGGGACCUCUGGUCACGGUGCCUCGCCAAGGCGAGCUGGUUUUCUAUUUUCCUCAGGGUCACAUCGAGCAGGUUGAGGCGUCGAUGAAUCAAGUGGUUGAGCAGCAGAUGCCAGCGUAUGAUCUUCCGGCUAAAAUCCUCUGUCGCGUUCUCAACGUUCAACUAAAGGCUGAACAAGACACCGAUGAAGUGUAUGCCCAAGUGACUCUGGUUCCUGAACUCAGAGUAUGUGAUUCCGAAAGUCAAGGAGAGAAUUCGGCAGAGGAGAAGGGGACUCUGGCUUCCUCCCCUCCUCCGCCUCGUGUGUAUUCCUUUUGUAAGACCCUCACGGCCUCCGAUACGAGCACUCAUGGUGGGUUCUCAGUGUUGAAGCGCCAUGCUGAUGAAUGCCUGCCUUCACUGGACAUGUCCAAGAAACCUCCAACUCAGGAGUUGGUUACCAAAGAUUUGCAUGGAAAUGAAUGGCGUUUUCGUCAUAUUUUUCGAGGUCAACCAAGGAGGCAUCUUCUUCAGAGUGGUUGGAGUCUUUUCGUCAGCUCCAAAAAGCUUGUUGCCGGGGAUGCUUUUAUUUUUCUCAGAGGUGAAACCGGGGAACUUCGCGUUGGGGUUAGAAGAGCUAUAAGGCAUGCAAGUAAUAUUCCAUCCUCUGUCAUAUCUAGUCAGAGUAUGCAUAUCGGUGUCCUGGCAACAGCAUGGCAUGCCGUUAAAACGGGUACAAUGUUCACUGUCUACUACAAGCCAAGGACCAGCCCUUCUGAGUUUAUUGUUCCCUUCGAUAAAUAUAUGGACUCCGUCAAGAACAACUGCACCAUAGGGUUGAGGUUCAAGAUGAAGUUUGAAGGUGAAGAAGCUCCAGAACAAAGGUUUUCAGGCACUGUGAUUGGAGCUGAGGAUGCUGAUCCUGCAAGGUGGUCUGGAUCAAAGUGGAGAUGCCUGAAGGUUCGAUGGGAUGAAACUUCUCCGCUUCAUCAUCCAGAGAGAGUUUCCCCUUGGAAUAUAGAAGUUGCUCCGUCUCCUACUUUGGAUGCCCAGACAGUGUGCCGUCCAAAGAGGCAUCGUGGGAGCAUGGCACCAUCAUCUAUUGAUCCGUUUUUCCCUACAAGGGAAGGUUUGCCUAAAACUACCAUAGACCUUUCACCAGAAAAAGGUUUUCUAAAGACUCUGCAAGGUCAAGCAAAAUCAACCAUGGGAGGUAUAUUUUCUGAGAAUAAUGAUUCAGACACUGCUCAAAACCCCACUUUAUGGACUCAGACACAGAAGAAGAACCAAACUGAUUCUAGUUUUGCUCCAAGAGUGGGACGAGAUGACUGUGUUCCUAAGUCGAUGAAUGAACUGAGCUAUAGGAAUUCAAUGUCAGGUUCUCGGACCCCCAACGGAUUCAGUUGGCCCUUUAUUGAUCAAAAUGCUGACAAUGCUGAUUGGAUGAAGAAGCAUGUUUUAGAUCAGGAUCAAAGAUCUAACUUCCUCGCAGGUUCCCAGUCCAUGAUGCAUCCCUCAUUUAAUAUGAUGGAAUGCAGCAUGAAACUUCCUGCAGCUAAGCAGCAUCCUGGAAACAAUUUGUCACCUCUGUUGCCCCCGACAAGUAUCCCAGAUUCUCCUUAUCCAACAUUGAUGAAACCACAGACACCGUUUUUGCAAAAAGAAGUGAAAUCUAAGGGAGUUGGCAGUUGCAAGCUGUUUGGUAUAUCCCUCACUGAUAGUUAUUUGGCCACAGAACCAGCACCACCACGGGCAAAUUUUACUAGUCAAGAUGGGAAAAUUGCUUCCUCAUCAGAUCAGUUGCAAGGUUUGGUGUCUAACCUACUGCCUCAGAAAGUGGAGUGUCCAAAGUCUGCAGGGAUGUUUAGAGAUGAUGAACAGAGGAAUCCCCUUCAAGCCUCAAAGACGCUUUCUAGGACCAUUCAGGCAAGGCCGGAUGGCAGUUCAACCAGAAAUUGCAUUAAGAUCUACAAGCAGGGGGUUGCUUUUGGGCAGUCUGUGGACCUUACCAAAUUUGAUGGCUACAGCGAACUGAUAGCAGAGUUGGAUCGUAUGUUUGAGUUUAAUGGUGAAUUAAUUGCUUCCAAGAAGUGGCUGGUGGUUUUUACUGAUAACGAGGGUGAUAUGAUGCUUGUUGGAGAUGAUCCCUGGCAAGAAUUCUGUAGCAUGGUCCGUGAGAUCUUUAUCUAUACUCGAGAGGAGGUACAGAAGAUGCGUCCACAGCCCUUGAAUCCAAAAGUCAAUGAAAUCUCACCAGUUUCUGGUCAAAACAUGGGUCCAAAUAAGGUGAAUGAUUGACACAUCUUCAGGUCUACAAUCAGGGGGCUGCUGUGGUGCAGCCACAAAAUGCCUGGCCCCUAACCUUGCGUUUGGUGGCUGAUACUUGGCAGUAGAACUUGUUUACUGCAUGGAAUUUUGUUAUAACGGCAAAUAACUGUAGUAUAUAGUGUUUUGUGAUUGGUACUUUGUUUGUUGGUGGAUUGGGUGAGGAAAAAGUGCAGUAUUUGUCAAGAAGCUUUCGACACUCCCAAUCCGCUAUGUACAAAGAAUUACUCAUAUACCUCUCUUUUUAUGUUCAAGUAAUAGCAUAUAUGCCAGAGCUAGAAAGUAGGUAAGAAUUAAGAUCCUUGUAAUGCUCUUUUCUGAUGCGUCUACGUUAUCAUUCAGUUGUCUUUUGAUUCAA